AUGGUGCUAUCGUUUGAGAUUUAUUCCAGGAUGUGCUAUGUCCUUCCCACGUUCGUCAGGUCUUGGUUCGGUAGUCUGGAUGGUAGGUUUUCCACUGCAGUUGAUAGGUUCACUUCUAGAUACGUUAGCUCGGGUUACAUUGCCAAAGAAUUAUCUAAUUUGCAAUUAGAAACUUCGUCGCUAGAGGCGCUAGGGAUGAAUCUAAGAGUUAAGACGAGCAACCAGAUGAAAAAUGUUAACGCCAUUUACUCUCUCGAUGACGUCAUCAUUGAACUUAAUAUUACCUUUCCGGAAAACGCACCCCUUGGAAAGAUAGCCACGGAACACAACAGAGUGACAUCUAUCCAGCAAAACUGUCAGGCAUGGACCCUGCAGCUCGUCAAACUCUUAAACUACAAUAAUGGAACUCUGAGAGAAGGCCUUACAAAGUGGCACAAGAACCUUGACCGGCAUUUCGACGACUUCUCCUGUAUGAUUUGUUUUUCCCUCGUUCUAAACUACCAGGGCACGAAGUACUUGCCCCAGAUCCAGUGCAAAACCUGCCGGAAAAAAUACCACAGUAACUGUCUUAACACCUGGUUUAAAACCAGUCAGAAGUAUGAGUGCCCUCUCUGUAGAAGUGCUUUUAUGUGA
Molecule: messenger RNA, 633 nt
Organism: Helobdella robusta
Lineage: Eukaryota; Metazoa; Annelida; Clitellata; Rhynchobdellida; Glossiphoniidae
Exons: 4
Coding region: 1-633 (210 amino acids)
Biological process (GO): rescue of stalled cytosolic ribosome; ribosome-associated ubiquitin-dependent protein catabolic process
Cellular component (GO): cytosol; RQC complex
Molecular function (GO): ribosomal large subunit binding; ubiquitin protein ligase activity
Source: RefSeq, a predicted model, not a curated record